AUGUCCAUGUUCCGAUCCAUGAGUCCAACAACACGCAAACCUGGCGCAGAGCUUAUCGGCGACUUCCAGAAGAAAUUCUCUCACGUCAUCGCAGAUCCCUUUCUCUCCCAGUCACCUCUCGACCACAACACCAACAACACUGCGAAGCUGCAACAAGCCCCGGUGUUUCCUUCACAACCAUACAAUGCUCCCCAGUUCAACAGCAACUCUUUCGCAGGUCCAAGUGUAGUCGACUAUGUCACCCAUUCCGGCCAGCAGCCCGGGAUCCUGACGCCAACCGCCAACCAGAUGUGUGCCGUAGUUCAUAGUCCUGCGGGGGAUCUCCACACCCCGACUGUAGAAUGGAAUCUGGCCAGUACCCCCUCGAUCUGGGAUCAAAUGGUCAAUGUCAAUGUAUACACAGAUCCGCAGCAACAGCAACAACAACAACACCCACUGCCGCAUCCACCGCCGCAACCACCCCAUCACGAUGCAGCCCCGUCAACCGCGCACACGGACAUGAAUAUCCUCGAGGCGCAAUACCAGCACCACCUCUUCCAGAACAUGGACCCUUUCGGACAGCACCAGCUGUUCGCGAACAGGACGACGUUUCGUGCCUCGUCUGACUACGAUCCGCUGGAUGCGUCGAUCUACCCGAGCUCAUAUACGGAGUCACUGACGGACGCGACACAGCCGACAUCGGCGGUGGAACCGGCGGCAAUUGAUCGUGCGGAUUUUCCCCCAAGGCCGGAAACACAGUUUCGAUAUCGUGUCACCUUACAUGCUCCCACCGCCAUCGCUGAUCAUGCUCACGAUCCUCCUGUUACUUACUUGAACAAGUCGCAGGCAUAUUCGGUCUCCAUCGUCGAUUCAGCGACCCCAUCGUCGAGCUCACAGCCCGUACAGUAUCGGACAAGUGUGCGGAUCACCUUUGAAGAGCCAGCCCACCGAUCCAAUCCAGCCGCGUGCUGGCGACUCUGGAAGGAAGCGCGCGGGGUGGUCGAGGCCCAGCAGCGCCGGGGGAAGAUGCGCGCCUUGGAGUUUGUCGACUUGCGGAUGGCGCCGUAUGCGAAGAAAAACGUUCCUCGGGUGCAGAAAGUGGACAGGGCCUCCUUUGAUGGGUUUUGCGUGACGUGGACGGGCACUUCGGGAGCUGGCUCUUCCGAAUGUGUGAUCAACGUCCGCUUCAACUUUCUCUCCACCGACUUCAGCCUGUCCAAGGGCGUGAAGGGCGUGCCGAUUCGGCUGUGCGUCAAGACGGAAAGGAUCAGUCCGGAUCACAGCACCCCUGGGUUGGGUGGCGGCGGCGAGGCGGAAGUCUGUUACUGCAAGGUGAAGGUCUUCCGGGAUCACGGCGCGGAGAGGAAGCUAUCCAACGAUGUGGCACAUGUGCAAAAAGCCAUCCACAAGGUCGAGCGACAAAUUGCGCAAGGAGACCCCGAUGGCGCCAACGGUCUGGGGAAGCGCAAACGGCGCAAAGGGGUGGGCCACGGGCUCACCAAGAACCACACCGUAUCCAUGAGUCUCUCCCCCAGCCGAGCAAAUAGCUUGACGGCGAUUGACGAUCUGCAUCGCGCCUUAUUCGAGUUGCGUAACCUCUUCUCAUCAUCGCAGCCCGUGAGCGUCUUGUCCCUGAAAGGGGAUGAACUUGAUGAUCCGGAUCUAUCGCCCGUAUCACUAUCUCCAGAUCCAUGCAGUGCGGUACCCCUAGGUCGCAUAAGCCCUAUCGAGGAGGGAGGGAUUGCCAACUUUCACGGCGACCUGGUGGAAUUGCCACACCGGCCUUUUGGCCAGUACCCGAGCACGCUCAGUCGACGGACUGAUUCUCCGGACGUGAAGCCGAGUCUAGUGAGCGCGGGGUCUUCUUCGACCGAUUUGCAGGUUCUCGGGAAGGUGCCUCAAUUUCAGCAGGUGGCGUGUUUCUACAUCAGAAUCCAAGACGGCAACCAGCAGGAGCCCUACUACCGCGCCGUGUACCUGACCGAACGGACCGCUUCGGAUUUGAUCAGCCAACUCGCGAAGAAAUACAACGUUUCCCCGGAUCAGAUCGUUCGACUCGUGCAUGUCCGAUCGACGGGGUUGCAAGUUGUCGUGGACGACGACGUGGUCCAAGUGAUCCCCGAGGGUCAGGACAUGGUCGCUCAAAUUUCUCAAGUCCCUAAUGAACCAGACAGUGAGGUCAAGACCGAGUCAGUGACCAGUUACGAGGUUCAGCUGGUUUUUUAA
This is a messenger RNA of Aspergillus clavatus NRRL 1, 2205 nucleotides long. Its product is annotated as putative CP2 transcription factor. Gene Ontology annotation, cellular component: nucleus. Bases 1 to 2205 code for a protein of 734 amino acids. Gene Ontology annotation, biological process: regulation of transcription by RNA polymerase II. Gene Ontology annotation, molecular function: DNA-binding transcription activator activity, RNA polymerase II-specific; RNA polymerase II cis-regulatory region sequence-specific DNA binding. The record is from RefSeq and is a predicted model, not a curated record. The transcript has 4 exons. Lineage: Eukaryota; Fungi; Ascomycota; Eurotiomycetes; Eurotiales; Aspergillaceae.